GAACCAGAAAUACAAGAUGAUAAGGACCAGCCUCUCUAUGUAAAUGCCAAACAGUAUAAUCGAAUCUUAAAACGGAGGCAAGCUCGAGCCAAACUAGAAGCCCUAGGAAAAAUACCAAAAGAAAGAAAGAAGUAUUUACACGAGUCACGGCACAAACAUGCCAUGAAUCGAGUUCGUGGAGAGGGUGGAAGAUUCUUAAGACGAAAAGAA
Messenger RNA from Helobdella robusta, 210 nucleotides. RefSeq lists its product as hypothetical. The transcript is spliced from 2 exons. The record is from RefSeq and is a predicted model, not a curated record. The annotation marks the transcript as partial. Gene Ontology annotation, biological process: regulation of transcription by RNA polymerase II. NCBI's taxonomy places the organism in Eukaryota, Metazoa, Annelida, Clitellata, Rhynchobdellida, Glossiphoniidae. Gene Ontology annotation, molecular function: DNA-binding transcription factor activity, RNA polymerase II-specific; RNA polymerase II cis-regulatory region sequence-specific DNA binding. Gene Ontology annotation, cellular component: CCAAT-binding factor complex.